GCUCUGUUUCGAGCAUUUCUGCUCCUUUUGGAGCGGUUCUGCUCCGUUUGGGGGAAUUCGGCUCCGUUUGGAGCCUUUCAUGUCCAUUUGGAGCGGUUCUGCUCCGUUUGGAACGGUUCGGGUCCGUUUUGGGGAAUUCCGAUCGGUUUGGGGCAGUUAGGGUCCGUUUGGGGGAGUUCGGGUCCGUUUGGAGCAUUUCUGCUCCGUUUGGGGCGGUUCGGCUCCGUUUUGGGGAAUCUCGGUCCGUUCGGGCCGGUUCUGCCCCGUUCGGGCCGGUUCUGCUCCGUUUUGGGGAAUCCCGGUCCGUUCGGGCCGGUUCUGCCCCGUUCGGGCCGGUUCUGCUCCGUUCGGGCCGGUUCUGCCCCGUUCGGGCCGCCCGGACCCUCACGGCCCUCACGGCCAUGGCGGCGCCGUUGCCCUGGAGACGGCGCCGGAAGCGGCGCGCGCGCGGCCCCGCGCGUUUCCGCGUCCCCCGCCCGGCCCGGCCCGGCCCGGCUGCCGCCACUAGCGGCACAAACACCGCCACAAAUACCGCCACCAACACCGCCACCAACACCGGCACCAACACCGCCACCAGCACCGGCACCGCGGCCGGCGCGGGCCCGCGGCAGCGCCCGCAGCAUGUCCCGCGUGCCCGUGGGGAAGGUGCUGCUGCGCAACGUCAUCCGCCACACCGGAGCGCACAACAAGCUUCAGGAAGAGACAGAAAUGUGGAAAAUAAGGGAAUGGGAGAAGCAGACAGAAGAGACUUACUGGAAAAGGCAGAGCAGGAUGCUGUCAGACACCUCCAGCAGCCGCAUGCGCAGCGACGGCUUCGACGAGGAGGGGCACAGGAACUGGAAAUCCAGGAACCCACAGCUCCUUGACCUGGUGGAAGAUGAUCUCCUCAGGGCCAGAUCCUGGAAUAAAAAGCUAUAUGAAUGUGAAGCCAACAUGCCAGACAGGUGGGGACACAGUGGAUAUAAAGAGUUGUACCCUGAAGAAUUUGACACAGACAGUGAUCAGAAGGAAGGAGAUGAGCAAAAUGCUGUCAAUGGGAAGAAGAGAUCCCACCCGGGGAAGCAAACGGCCCAUGAGUCCCACAAAAGGAAAAAAAACAAGAAAUCCCACAAGAAGAAGCAAAAAAAGCGCUCCCACAAAAAGAGGAAGAAAAAGAAAAAGGAGCAGGAGAGAAGUUCCACAGAUUCCUCCCGGGGGGAGAGCGAGGGCUCAGGGGAGGAGGCUCCGAGCGCCCGGAAGGGAAAACACAAGCGCAAGAAAAAACCCAGGAAAGUGCCUGCCAAGGAACCUACCUCUUCUUCUGGGCAGGAGAGUGACUUUUGCCAUGCAAGCAGCUCCAGCACCAGCAGCUCUGAGGACACUGAAUCCGAGGGGAAAAGGGACAAAGGGCCCCCCAGGAAGAGGAAGAAGCGGCACAGCUCGGCGCCGGAGAGGCCGAGCGAGGUGCCGGAGAAGAGGAGCAAGAGGAAGAACUGGAAGGUGGCAGGGGAUGAGAAGUCUGAGGACAGCUCUGAUGAGGACUGAGGGGUCUGGGUGCAGCUCAGGGCAGGAGGGGAGGACAGAGGCAGGUGUGUCACUCAGCACUGCCCCACUGCUCCAGCACUGGUUUACACACAGCCCAGCCCAGCCUGGCUGCCCUCGGCAGGACAGCACCUCCAUCCUGCCAGCUUCAGAGCCUCUGGCUGGGAUCAGAUUGGUGUUUUGUAAAUUAUGUUUGAACAGAUUGCUCUUUUGGCUCACCAAAACAAUGGCCAGUAGGAGAGAGGACAGGCUGAUAAAUCAAGCUGGUAACUGAGGAAAUGUCACUGUAAGCCCCACAUAGCUUUGUCUUCCCAUCCUCCACCAUGGGGGCGUGCUCAGGGUCAGUGGGCACGGAGGGGACCUGAGGGAAUGUUCCCAUUCCAGCUGAAGGUGCAGUGACUUCUUCUCUAUUGGUGGAAAAACCACCAGCUCAUCUGCUUGGUUUAGACUCCUGUCCAGAGCCUGCUGUGAGCUGGCCACCGUGUCUACCUUCCUUCCAUCUCUAUGGGGAUGCUGAAACCAUUUGUGCUGACAGAGAGGUCUUGGUGGGUGUUGUGUCCUGUCUCUGCUCUGCCCAGUGUUACUGGAGAAACUGGUACCAGCCCGUUCUCCCUGCAGCAAACAGCCAAGCCUUUUAAUAAAAGAAAUAAAUCCA
Messenger RNA from Oenanthe melanoleuca, 2176 nucleotides. It is a transcript of the gene NKAPD1, whose product is annotated as NKAP domain containing 1. The record is from RefSeq and is a predicted model, not a curated record. The transcript has 5 exons. NCBI's taxonomy places the organism in Eukaryota, Metazoa, Chordata, Aves, Passeriformes, Muscicapidae. The coding region runs from base 622 to 1524 and encodes 300 amino acids.